UGGCAUCACAAGUCACCAUGCUGUAUUUGUUUAGCCUUUUUUUGCUUAUGGGCAAUGUGGAAAGUGGUAAAAGUGGUGAAGGUGGUCCUGAUGGAGGUGGUCCCGCCAUUACUACACCUACCACUCUCGUUAGAGUGGUGAAUGGUCCAAAUGCUUGUUCUGGAACAGUAGAGAUCUACACAGAAGAAUGGGGAACCGUUUGUGAUGAAGGGUUUGAUGAAGUAGAAGCCAACAUGAUCUGUAUAGAGGUAGGCUGUGGUCCUAUUUCAGAAGUGAAGACUGGAGCAUUUUUUGGUGAGGGUUCAGGAUCAUCAUUCACAGAUGAUCUGAACUGUUUCGGCAAUGAGAGUUCAGUACUUGAUUGUGAUUGGAGUAACCACACCGACACGUGUGAUCACACGAAAGACGCUGGAGUGAUCUGUAGCCCCACCAUCAGGUUACAGGGGACCGGUACCAUGUGUUCGGGGAGAGUGGAGAUUUUUUACAAUAGAGAGUGGGGAACAGUCUGCGACACCGACUGGGAUAUGUUUGAUGCAGCCGUGGUGUGCCGAGAACGUGGCUGUGGAAGUCCAGCUGCAGUACAUGUUGGAUCUAAAUUUGGGCAGAGCACAGGGAAAAUAUGGAUGGAUGGUCUUAAAUGCAAGGGCAAGGAGGCUUCAGUUAAAGAUUGUACAUUUAAUGGUUGGGGAGUUACCACUUGUACAAAUGCGAGUGAGGCUGGAGUCACGUGUUCAGAGGUUAGGCUGGUAGAUGGAGAUGACUAUUGCUCUGGGAGGGUGGAGAUCCUCUACACCAAUAUGGGGUGGGGUACACUUUGUGAUAAAGACUGGAAUCGGCUGGGCGGAGACUUGAUCUGCAAACAGGUUAAUUGUGGGACUGCAUUAAGUGUCAAGGGUGGAGCUUAUUUUAAGAAGGGCUCAGGUGAUAUAUGGCUGUUUGAUUCUGAUUGUACUGGGACUGAAGACGGUCUGAAAAGCUGUAUAUCAGCGAGAAACAAAAAUCUCUGCUCCCACGAUGAUGACGCAGGAGUUAUCUGCAGAAAGACAAAACUGGUGAAUCCUCCACACUCGAACAUGUGUUUUGGUACAGUACAAAUUCGUGAUAGUGAAGACUGGGGAACAAUUUGUGACACCUACUGGGACGAUCUGGAUGGUAUUGUUAUGUGUCGAGAGCUUGGCUGUGGUCCUCUUAAAGGGGCAUACGUUGGAUCUUAUUUUGGGAAUGGUUCAGGUACAAUAAUGAUGGAUGGAUUAAAGUGUACUGGGAGUGAGUCUUCAGUGAAGGAGUGCAGUUUUCCUGGAAUAAGCAGUACCUGUACACAUGUGAGGGAUACAGGAGUUGUCUGUGGAGAAGUACGGCUGGUAGAUGGAAACACCAGCUGUUCAGGAAGAGUGGAGGUUCUUUAUAACAAUCAGUGGGGAACCGUUUGUUCUGACAGCUGGGAUAUGACUGAUGCUCAAGUCCUUUGUAGAGAACUGGGGUGCGGAAGUCCAGUAGAGGUAAAGACUGAUGCUUAUUUUGGAAGCGGUGUAGGAAAAAUAUGGAUGGAUGAUGUGAAAUGUAGAGGGACUGAGUUAUCUGUGAUGUCCUGCAAUUCAAAUGGAUGGGGAACACACAACUGUGACCACAAAAAAGAUGCAGGUGUCAUCUGUCGAGAGGUGAGACUGUUGAAUCAGGACAACACCUGUAAAGGCACAGUACAGGUGUAUCACGAUGGACGGUGGGGAUCAGUGUGCCACAAUGACUGGGAUGUUGCCGACGGUGUAGUCCUCUGUAAAGAGCUGGGCUGUGGUGGUAAUGUGCAGCCCUUGAUGAAUGCCUAUUUUGGGCCAGUUGAGGGGCAAAUAUGGAUGGAUUCCCUCAGAUGCAAAAGUGACGAGACAAACCUCAGGGACUGUUCAUUUGCUGAGUGGGGAAAACACAGCUGUAUUCAUGCGUAUGAUGCUGGGAUCAUCUGCAGAGAGAUUAAAGAUGUGCUCAGGAUUGAAGUGACAGCUGGUGUAGAUCCUAAUAACCCUGAAAUCUUGGCAAAAAUGAUGGACCUGCUGAAGAAAGAGCUGCAAAAGAUAGGAAAUUUCAAUGUCCUCUGGAGAACUCACCUUAAUAAGCAAGUGUUUAAGGAAAAGAAAUUAUUUGAUCCCUGACAGACAUAAACUGUAACUCACCAUACAAGCAAUUACCUUUCAAGAGAAGACUCAAGAGAACAGUCGCUCUCGCUGAAUCAUCCUGAUGAGGAAUUUAAUGUUGGUGUACUGAAAAGAUGUAAUACAUUUCACAACAUAUCCAAUACAGCAUACAUAAGCUAUGCUUAGUUUGCCGCAAGUGCCAGAAAAGGUUUUGGAAGUCAUAGUGAUUGUUAGAGGAAUGCAAUAAAAAAUUUUGUUUUAUCCCUGAAUAAAUGAAGGCAUAUAGUGAUGAUUUAAACAUUUGAGUAGAACAUUGUAAAUAACCACAGUACAUGUUACUAUAUGGUGACUAUUUGUAAGGUCAAAGUCCGUGACAGUUUUGUAAUAAUUUUGAGUGCAGUGAUGCUAUGCAUUUCUUUUAUUACAAAUGUUUUUGAUUUCCUUUGCAUGAUAUAAUUGCUUAUUUGCUUUCUAAUGUAAUGUAGAUUGAAACAGCAUAUUUCAUUUUUACAAUCCGUCCAUUCUGUGAUUUGCAUAACUGUGAAUUAAUUUGUGGUUUUACUGUAUAUCUUAUUGCAUAAGCAAAUAUAUCUCUAGUAAAA
Messenger RNA from Myxocyprinus asiaticus (Chinese sucker), 2728 nucleotides. Its product is annotated as deleted in malignant brain tumors 1 protein. The transcript has 11 exons. The record is from RefSeq and is a predicted model, not a curated record. Gene Ontology annotation, cellular component: membrane. Bases 18 to 2144 code for a protein of 708 amino acids. NCBI's taxonomy places the organism in Eukaryota, Metazoa, Chordata, Actinopteri, Cypriniformes, Catostomidae.